AUUGUUCACCAAAACCAAUCCCAUUAUUCACGCUUCAUACAUCCACUAUUCCUUGUUUGCUCUUGUGCAAGAAUGAAGCCUCUGCUUCAUCAUUUUUCUUCCAUUAUUGUUUUCUUUUUCUCCUUCAUACUUUUGAUGAUCUUCAUCAUCAAUAUUCCAACGUGUCUAUCCGAGGAUGAUGAGUACACGAAAUGUAACACGGCUUUUAUUUGUGAAGACAGUAUGGAAGACCUCAGGUUUCCGUUCUGGGGUGGAAACAGAGAAACUUAUUGUGGUAAUGUUGCUGAUUGUAUUAAUACGAAGCUUACAUGCGAAGGUAAAGUUUCAAAGAUCACAAUUAAUAGUGUUAAGUAUCGUAUUCUUGAGUGGGACAAUACAACACAGAAACUCACAGUUGCUAGAGAUGAUUACUGGAGUGGUAAUGUUUGUGCUGUGAAUACUAAUAUUGAGAGCAGCACAUUUAAUAACACUAAAUUUCAACUUUACAGUAAUGAUGUUGCCAACGUUACUCUCUUAUACGGUUGCAAUGUUGGAAGUGGAAAAUUACUGAAUCAGUUUUAUGAUAUUGAUUGCGGCGAAAGUAAAUAUGUUGUAUACACGGUUGUUUAUUCUGCUUCGUUCUCUGGCUUCUGUACUCCAACUCAUGCUGUAGUGAUUCCGAUUUUGAGAGCCCGAGCUGCACAACUGGGAUCUGGCAACGGAAUACUGAGCGAGGCAUUAAAAGAUGGUUUUGAGUUGAAAUGGAUCGGAAAUUACACUGAGUGCCAGAGUUGUGUUGCUUCUGGUGGAGCAUGUGGGAAUGAUGGAGAUACUGAAUUCAGAUGUUUCUGCAAUAAUGGAACUUACACAACCUCAUGCACUUCAGAAAAGGCAUCAUCCUCAAGUUUUGGAGUGGAGUGGAAUGCAAAUAAUAGUUUGUGUCAAGAUUGUCAAAGCUCUGGUGGACACUGUGGAUAUGAUCCAAUCUCAAAUGUUUUUACUUGCUAUUGCAAGGAUGGAUCCUUCCCACAUUCAUGUGGAUCAGGUUCAAAACAUAACUGGAGGCUUGUUGCUAUAGGUGCAGGAUUUGGAGUAACAAUAUUCUUUAUUAUUACUAUUAUUAUGACUAAAAGGGGUACAUGUAGACAAGAAAAGAGUAUUUUUAGGAAAAGAAGAAAGCUUGUGGACAACAAUGUGGAAAUUUUCAUGCAAAAUUAUAAUUUACACAUGCCAAGAAGAUAUAGUUAUGCAGAAGUAAAAAGAGUUACAAACUCAUUCCGAGAUAAAUUAGGCCAAGGAGGAUAUGGUGUUGUGUACAAAGCAAGUUUAAACGAUGGUAGUCAAGUGGCGGUGAAACUUAUAAACGAAUCAAAGGGAAAUGGAGAAGAAUUCAUAAACGAAGUUGCUAGCAUUAGUAGAACAUCACACAUGAACAUUGUGUCACUUUUAGGUUUUUGUUAUGAAGGGAACAAAAGAGCACUAAUAUAUGAGUUCAUGCCCAAAGGAUCAUUGGAUAAGUUCAUCUAUAAAAGUGAACUUCCUAAUGCUAUUUGUGAUUUUGAUUGGAACACUCUGUUCCAAAUUGCAAUAGGCAUUGCUAGAGGACUGGAGUACUUGCAUCAAGGAUGCAACUCAAGGAUUUUGCAUCUUGAUAUCAAACCCCAAAACAUUCUUUUGGAUGAAAAUUUUUGUCCAAAAAUAUCUGAUUUUGGUUUGGCUAAAAUAUGUCAAAAGAAGGAUAGUACCGUGUCAAUGCUAGGGGCAAGAGGAACUAUAGGGUAUAUGGCACCUGAAAUAUUUAGUAGGGCAUUCGGUGGAGUUUCUUACAAGUCUGAUGUGUACAGUUAUGGCAUAUUGAUUCUUGAGAUGAUAGGAGGAAGAAAGAACUAUGACACCGGAGGGUCACAUAGUUCUGAAAUGUAUUUUCCUGAUUGGAUUUAUAAAGAUCUUGAGCAAGGUAAUACUAGUAAAACUCUUUUAGAUAGUUUGACAAUCUCAGAGGAAGAAAAUGAUAUGGUUAGAAAGAUUACUUUGGUGAGUCUAUGGUGCAUUCAAACGAAUCCAUCAGACAGACCACCCAUGAAUAAAGUAAUAGAAAUGCUACAAGGACCACUUUCAUCGGUGUCAUAUCCUCCAAAGCCGGUCUUGUUUUCUCCCGAAAUGCCACCACUACAAGUAGACUGUAUAUCCUCCUCCAAUUCCUACGAGACAAAUUCAAUUACAGUUUCAAAAUACGAAUCAAAUGAUUAGCUCCACAGCUUCGAAAAUGGAACAACUAACUCGUGUAACUGUAUUUGGCAUACAGUUUUGGUAAUAAUUAUUCAAAAUCAAUUUCAUAUAGUUGUAGUGACUCUAGUGGCUAAACUACUGGCAUAUUUUUUUGUAUUCAUAUAACAAUCUUAUUAUUUCUGUUGUAAAUUCAAGUCAUGCACUUCCAAUAAAUUAACAAGAAAAUACGUA
Lathyrus oleraceus (garden pea) is the source of this 2439-nucleotide messenger RNA. RefSeq names its product LEAF RUST 10 DISEASE-RESISTANCE LOCUS RECEPTOR-LIKE PROTEIN KINASE-like 2.1. The transcript has 4 exons. Gene Ontology annotation, molecular function: ATP binding; protein kinase activity. NCBI's taxonomy places the organism in Eukaryota, Viridiplantae, Streptophyta, Magnoliopsida, Fabales, Fabaceae. Gene Ontology annotation, biological process: protein phosphorylation. The coding region runs from base 73 to 2229 and encodes 718 amino acids. The record is from RefSeq and is a predicted model, not a curated record.